AUGUUGCUUGAUGGGGAACCAUCGGAAUCGGUGUAUGUUUCUGUUAACGAUCCCUUAUGUGUUGGGGCUGUUAUUACACGUUCCAAGAAAAAACAAGCAUUCCAACAUCAAUUAACCCCUAUUAUACAGUCAACAUCUCAUGUAAAUGAUGCAACAUCUUUGGUUAGUGACAAAGUUACUAAUGAAUUAUCAAAAACCUCUUUUCCGUCAUUUACUUGUAAUUUUUUUAAUAUUGAUCAGGUGAAAUUAGAACAAUCGAAAGACCCAGUUAUUCAAAAAACCAUUAAAGAACUACAACAAAAUCCAUCAAAUAAUUUAUAUGUUUUACAUGAAGAUUUAUUGUAUAAAUUGAUGAAGAUACAUUUACAUAAUAAAAAAAAAUUAAAUGAUCCAUUAGGAGGACACUUUGGUAUAUUACGUACAUAUUUAAAAUUGAAGGACAAGUUUUGGUGGCCUAAUAUGAAACAAUCCAUUGCUCAAUAUAUCAAGUCUUGUUUACCAUGUCAACAAUACAAUAUUAGUCGUAUAAAGAAACCUGGUCGAUUAUGUCCUAUCGACACACCUGAUGGACCAUUUCAGAUGAUUGGUAUUGAUUUUUGUGGUCCAUUUAUGCGUACUCCAAGUGGUAAUCAAUAUGUGCUAUGUAUUACAGAUUAUUUUACACGAUGGAUUAAUGCCUUUGCAUUACCAAAUUGUUCUGCACAAAUUACUGCACAAACGAUUUUUAAUGAAUAUAUUUGUCGAUAUGGAGUACCGUUAUCUAUUCUAUCAGAUCAAGGUACUCAUUUCAAAAAUCAACUUAUGGAUGCUAUGGAAAAAUUAAUGGGGUAUAAUCAUAUAUUUUCAACUGUUUACCAUCCACAAAGCAAUGGAAUGGUUGAACGUUUUAACGCCAUAUUCGUGCCCCAAUUAGCUAAACUUCAGGAUCGUGAAAAUAAUAAUUGGGAUGAAUUUUUGUCACCAGUGAUAUUUGCAUAUAACACUGGUAUACAUUCAAUUACUCAACAUUCACCAUUUCAAUUACAAUUUGGUCGAGAACCUCGAUUACCUUGUGACAAACCACCUACUAAUUAUGUAUUUUAUCGACCAAAUGAUUAUUAUAGGCAACUACAGAAAAGUUUAAAAAUUAUCCAUAUGAGUGCUCGUAAUAAAAUAAAUUCUAAACAAUUAAAAUCUAAAACUCAAUAUGACAAACAUCGUAGUGAUCCUCAUUAUCAAAUUAAUGAUAAAGUAUUAAUUAAAGUUUAUGGAUCCAGAUCAAAGUUAGAUCCUAGAUAUUCUAUUACUCCAAAAUUAGUUAUUAAAAAACAACAUCCUAUUUAUUGGGUUCAAGAUGAAAUAGUUAAUGAAGUCACUCGUGUUCAUGUGAAUGACAUUCGACCUAUUUUAGUGAUAUAA
This is a messenger RNA of Rotaria sp. Silwood2, 1398 nucleotides long. The record is from the annotation of a GenBank genome assembly. NCBI's taxonomy places the organism in Eukaryota, Metazoa, Rotifera, Eurotatoria, Philodinida, Philodinidae.